This is a messenger RNA of Onychostoma macrolepis, 1209 nucleotides long. It is a transcript of the gene il4, whose product is annotated as interleukin 4. The record is from RefSeq and is a predicted model, not a curated record. NCBI's taxonomy places the organism in Eukaryota, Metazoa, Chordata, Actinopteri, Cypriniformes, Cyprinidae. Bases 583 to 981 code for a protein of 132 amino acids. The transcript has 4 exons.
UUCAGAGGACGUGAGAAAAAAUAACUUCAUUGGUUCAUUUACAUCACUGUAUGUGUAUACUGUGUGUCUGUCUGUCCAUCCUCUUAAAAAACAAAAGAAGGUCAAAGGGAUGUGGCAAACCAUGAUGCAGCCGUAUGACAACAAUGAUCUGAGAUGAUCUGCACUUGAUUUUGCAUUAAUGGAAUCUGUUGCAACAACACUGGACAGAAUUAUUAAGUGACUAAAAAUCGUCAGGGUGAUUCCCUUUACACUUAGGCAUUACACUUAAGCAUUAUUAUUAUUUUUAUAAGUUAUGUCUGAUGGUCCCAACAGUCUUUGAGUUCAAGCGUUGUGAGCUAACAGUGUCUUUCUCCUCCAUCUUAAGGGGAUUCUCAACAUUAUUGCGAUUCUCUGAAAUCUCUAUUAGUGAUUACGGGGGUGUGCAAGCAUUUUGGGAUUUUUUUUCUUUGACGUGUAAUCGGCAAAAUCAAGGUGGUGAGAAUGUCAUUUCCUCUGUCAGCGCUAUAAGAAGACUGAUCAUUGCUGAAGCUAUGAAGACCAUCUCAACAACUGCAGACCUCAGUAGGAAUCAAUACAACCAACAUGAGGACUUUAAUGCUCUUGGUGCUGGCAAUUGUAGCUGUUACCGAAUCAAGGCAAGAUAAAAUGAAAGAAAUUCUCCUAAAGGAAAUCAUCAUGAGUGUGAACACCAUACUAAAACAAAAUUCAAAGGAGAUUCUCAACCAAUUUGUAAAAGACAUAUUUCCACAAGCGGGCUGCUCAGAGAAACACCUUUGCCAAGCAGCAAAGGUUAUGAUGCACACAAAUCUAAAGCGCACCAAGCUGCACAGACAACUGUCUGCCUACGCUAAUAAUUCAACGCACCAUCCCUGCAGCAUUCCAGCUACAGAGGAACACAGAAUGAAAGUUUUUCUGACAAAAAUCAAAGAAUGCUCCCAAGAACAACACUCUAAACUCAAGAAUGAAACAGAUGUGAAAUAACUCUAGACUUACUUCUUAGAAACACAAUACUAUAUUUUUACAUUAUUAUUUUGUAUUAAAUUUAACAUUAACAUUCAAUUAUUUUGUAUGAAAUAUAUUUGGGUAUUUGCUCAUAUUUAUAUAUUUAUUGUAUUUAUGAAUAAAAGUAUUCUAGAAUGAUAAAAAAAAUUGUGUUUGUUGUUUUUGAAAUUUGAAAUUAUUAUUUAAAAAAAACACUACUAUUUUUAC